CGUACCCAUUCACUCGGGACCGUUGGAAAUAAUUUGCUAUCGCCACGCGCUGAUGUGGAAUUGAGGAAUGAAUUGCCCGGAGGCAUUUGUUUGGGGUCCACAGAUUCGCGGUUCAGAGCUCUCGACCGUGCAGAAGCGAGUGUCGCAAAUAAUUCCCCGAAAAUGGGAGAUAUGCCCUGUUGGAUCGGUUUCACGCUUCGCACAAACAGAAGGCCACCAUAUUCCAGUUCGGGAGUAGACUGCGCGGGCAGCCGAGAGGAGGAAGGGCAAGGGUCGGCGGCUAGGCAGAAUACCACCCCGCCGAUCAGCUUGUUCUUCCCUCUCCUUUACGUUACAUGACACCUCUCCCUUCAUUAGCUACUCGCAGUAGCUCACCGGAGCAUCAGUCCAGUACGGCACUUGGAGACCGUCCAGAACGUAGCCGUAAUGCCAAAGCACAAGCGAGACAUCGAGCAAAGCGAAAGGCGUACAUUGAACAGCUCGAACAAACCGUGACGAAAUUGCAAUAUGCGCUUGCGUACACACCGGAACAAAUAGCUGCUUUGCCACCACCACUUAUGAGGAUACGUGAGCUGGAGGACAAAGUGGGUGCCUUGGUUCGAGAAAACGAGGAUCUGCGUCGGCAGCUAGAACAGCGGAACGCGGAAUUACGCCCCGACAUCGUUCGUCAACCUGUUCACCGCGCAUCCUUUGAUGAUCGACACUCCGAUCGCGAUAUCAAACGUCGACGAACAAUCGAUCAUAAUAUGGGAGAUGUAUACAUAGAACCGAGCACACAUCAGCUUCCAACUCCGCCUCCGCCUCUAACGAUACCCCCUUUGUCGAACCAGUACCAACGACAUGAAAGAACGCCUUCCAUGCUCCCAUCAUACGCGACACACUACUCUAUGGCGGAGACACCUUCGGAUACCACUAGCUCAGCCUCGAGUCCCUCAACGCAAUCAUUCUCGCCAAUCAGUGAACACUACUCAAACUCCUUGCAUCACCGACCCUCGUCGUCAUCAUCUAAUCACACCGUUCUGCCAUCGUUCUCGAACGCGGUAGGUCAAUACAGUGACCUUGUUAAAAUAGAAGAAGACGCCUACAUUCAACAUCACGGCAUGCCACAGCCCAACACUUACUAUACUCCGACGCUGCCUCCUGUACAACAUCUGGCACAUUGGCGUUAGGCGUCAUCAGUUGUUCUUGACUAUACCCAAUAAGGCUGGAUCCCUGGAAAUGUUUAGACACCGAUAUUGCUGCUGUCAUUCCAGUUGCUUUGCAUCUUGUUUACCGACCUCAUGGGGUAUGCCCCGCUUACUUCUGCGCUAUGUUGUUCUUCUAUCGUAGUCACAUUGUUUUGUUGUCAUGUUGUACAUACUAUGUUUCCAUGCUAUGUUCUGUGUGUUGAUGGUUAUUUUGAAGCGUCAACUGGUUCACAUGAUUGAAGGUCUAAUC
Messenger RNA from Somion occarium, 1437 nucleotides. The record is from the annotation of a GenBank genome assembly. Lineage: Eukaryota; Fungi; Basidiomycota; Agaricomycetes; Polyporales; Cerrenaceae.